AUGCCCAAGAUCAUCUCGCGCUCCGUCAUUUCCGCCUCUGCGCCUGACGACGACACCUUUCUGCCCUCCUCGCUGAAAUCCUACUACUGUCUUUGCGGAGAGUUUAUCCUCGUGCUGGAUGGCGAUCUGCGAUCUUGUCCCACGCGUCCUUUGGACGGCUCGUACUGCCUCAAUGUCAACAGCACGACUGAUUCCAAUGGACGUCUACGCAAUGGUCGCACCUUCAAAGUCAACGCUCGACAAGCGGGUGCGGUGCUGCUUCGAAGGGCGGAUCCGAACGCUGCAGGGAAUGCCAAUGCGAUGAUGGAGGAGGAGGAGGAUGCGGAAGAGCUGAGACAGACGGGAGGCAAGGCGCCCGAGAGUCCUUUUGUGGAGAGGCAGUACAGGUUCGAGUGUCCCAGAUGCUCCUUGUGCGUGGGCUACGAGAAUACACCUCCUCCGCUCAAGAGCGGCAGGUUCACCUACAUCCUCAAGGGCGCCCUAAGGUGAGUGCAUUUCUGCGCAUUGAAAUGCGCGCACCAGCAGUCGGAUGCUCACACGAGUGAUCAUGCUCAUACGCAGCGACGUGCAAGGUCGUCCACCCAAGGAUGCGCUGCUGGACGAAUGA
Messenger RNA from Ceraceosorus bombacis, 607 nucleotides. The record is from the annotation of a GenBank genome assembly. NCBI's taxonomy places the organism in Eukaryota, Fungi, Basidiomycota, Exobasidiomycetes, Ceraceosorales, Ceraceosoraceae.